CAGGAGGAAAACUUUGCGCUUCUCAUGACAUGCUAUUCAUCUUCAAUUCAAUAUCACUUUUCCCAUCAUCUCCUACACGAAGACUCAUAGUCCGAUCGGUCGAGCAGGUCCCAAACAUACAAGUAUGCGGGAUUGUGAAGAAUUCUUUACAGAACCAUUCUUUUCGAGGCUUCGCCUGGUUCUGGUAGCAGUAAUUGCUACCACUGCAAUAUUGGCUAUGAGUAGCAGUAGAAUCCCACUUACUGAGUACCGGAAGGCAUAUCUUCAGUCAAAAGAGUCGGACGGCUCCCAUGUAAAAGAAGUGGUAUCAAAUAUUUCUGCUCAUACCCAGCCAAGAAAAGAUGGUGAUUAUCACCAGCUAAAAAAUGAUGAAGGGCUUCAUAAUAUCACCAAUGUCCCGCGAUCCAAGAAUAAGUACAGUAACUUAGAGAUCUUAGAAGCAAGUCUAGCAGAAGCUCGGGCUGCAAUAAAAGAAGCCAGAAUUGGACAAGAAACACCUCACGAGGACUUUGUCCCUAAGGGUCCAAUGUACCUGAAUGCUACAGCCUUCCGCAGGAGCUAUUUGGAAAUGGAGAAAAGAUUUAAGGUGUUCAUCUACGAAGAAGGGGAUCCCCCAGUUUUCCAUGUUGGGCCCUGCAAGCAUACAUAUGCUAUCGAGGGGUAUUUCAUACAAGCGCUGGAAGUUAGCCCCUUCAGGACGACAGAUCCAAGCAAAGCUCACCUUUACUACCUCCCAUUCAGCGUGACGAGGAUAACGGAAUUCAUUUAUGUCCCUGAAUCCCGUGAAUGGGGCCUAAUGAAAAGUUUUGUGGCAGACUAUGUCAAUACUAUCUCACACAAGUACCCUUACUGGAAUCGAAGCCUUGGAGCUGAUCAUUUUAUGCUUGCUUGCCAUGAUUGGGGGCCUGAACUAUCUUUUGCAGUCCCAUAUCUGUACACCAAUUCCAUCCGAGCUUUAUGCAAUGCAAAUACCUCCGAGAGGUUUGCCCCCUCCAGAGAUGUUUCUAUCCCCGAAAUCCACCUCCCACUGGGCACAACCAAAGGCAUGAUAGGAGGUCCUUCACCAUCCAAACGUCCAAUAUUGGUGUUCUAUGCCGGGGGAAUUCACGGUCCUAUACGGCCAAUUCUUCUUGAGUACUGGGAAGACAAGGAUGCCGAUGUUCAAAUCCAUCAAUACCUCCCCAAGGGCGUUUCGUACUACGGAAUGAUGAGGAAAAGCAGGUACUGCAUUUGUCCUAGCGGGUACGAAGUAGCAAGCCCGAGAAUGGUGGAGGCAUUGUACAUGGGAUGCGUCCCUGUCCUCAUUAAGGAAGGGUAUGUGAUUCCCUUCAGCGACAUUCUGAAUUGGAAGGCAUUCGCAGUCGUCAUUCCAGUUCAGGAUAUUCCCAACUUGAAAAAGAUUCUAAUGGCUAUUUCUCCAAGGCAAUACAUAAGGAUGCAGCGCAGGGGAAUCCAAGUAAGGAGACAUUUCGAAAUUAAUACACCGCCAAAGCGUUAUGAUGUCUUUCACAUGAUUCUUCAUUCUAUCUGGCUCAGAAGACUCAAUAUCAUAGUGGAAGAUGCCACUGAAUCGUGACUCCAUUAUUUAUAGGGUGAUCAGUAUUAAACGUGAUUUUGAUUUGGGUAGGUAGAUGUACAAAGGAAAAUGAACCUGAGGACUUAAUUUGUUGAUGAACCAGUAGGGAGUAAAUUAUUCUUUUGA
Messenger RNA from Coffea eugenioides, 1702 nucleotides. Its product is annotated as probable glycosyltransferase At5g03795. NCBI's taxonomy places the organism in Eukaryota, Viridiplantae, Streptophyta, Magnoliopsida, Gentianales, Rubiaceae. Bases 125 to 1576 code for a protein of 483 amino acids. The transcript has 4 exons. The record is from RefSeq and is a predicted model, not a curated record. Gene Ontology annotation, molecular function: glycosyltransferase activity.